Molecule: messenger RNA, 1191 nt
Organism: Trichomonas vaginalis G3
Lineage: Eukaryota; Parabasalia; Trichomonadida; Trichomonadidae
Product: RNI-like family
Exons: 1
Coding region: 1-1191 (396 amino acids)
Source: RefSeq, a predicted model, not a curated record
AUGAAACAAAUGUAUCCGACAAAAACAAUGUACAAAAUAGGAAAUGGAUCAUUUUCUGACUGCUCUUUUGAUUUUUCGAUCAUUCCUUGCGAUCAAUAUCAAAUGCUAUUUAACGCUUUCCCAACAUUCCUUUGUAAAAAGAUUGAAUCAAUUUCUUUUAACUGCAAUUUCGAGUUUCAGUACUCAAACCUCGGGAAGAAAAGCAAAAAAAGAGAGGAAAUCAUUUCUAAUUCAAUUGCUAACGUCAAACCAAAAUUUAUCGAAUAUCUGCUGAAAAUUAUGAAAAUUGUGCUCCCAAAAACAAGGUACCUUGCACGAAUUGAAUUUUCGUGUAUGCAAUUAAACAGAAAGUUGAUACCUCGACUUUUUUCAAUUCUUUAUUCUUGCCCUACCAUAAAAAACAUUUGUUUCAAGAAUGUUCAAAUAGAUGAUGACCAGUUUAUCAAAUUUAUUGGAUCUUUAUCUCCUUAUAGGAUUGAAGAACUGAAAUUUGUUGGAUGCGGUAUUUCAAACAGAUCAACUCCAUCAAUUCUUAAUUUUAUUAAUAAACCUAAGAAAAAAUACGAAGAAUCUAGACGCUUGAAAAAGAUUAUUAUUGACUCUCUUCCAAUUAAAGAACAGAAUAGCAUUUUCCGAUUGAUUUUGAAGCCAAACACCAGAAACGAUGACGAAACUUCGAGCUCUGAAGUCAUUGAAACUUUUACUGCUGUCUCUGAAAGCGAUGCCGAGACCAAUUCGCAUCUCAAUCGAAGAAAACUACUACAACAGAUUAUGGAAUCAUCCAGUGAUGAAUUACAACAAACUCAGAAACAGAGGAGUGAAGAGAUUUUUAAUGAACUAGUUCUUCAACAACGAAAUUCCAUUUCCAAACAAUAUGAGCACCAAACCAAAGAUACUGAAUAUUCAAAUGAUACUGCACAUGAAUAUGAGGAUUCGACAAUUGAGUCAGUUAGUUCAGUUGAAAGCGAAGACAUAAUAACAGAUAAUGACGAACAACUUCAAAACCAGAACGAGAAAUUACGAAAAAGGCUUAAAUAUCUUAUGCACAAAAUGAAUGCAGCUAAAUUUGCUGAUGAUAUCUUUCUUAUUGGACCACAAGCAAAAGAAUUGGUCGAAGUGAUUCCAGAGAUGAAAAAGAAAUUAGCUAAUCUUGAAGACUUAAAUCACAGAGCUGAAAUGAAUAAGAAGUGA